Molecule: messenger RNA, 3771 nt
Organism: Xenopus laevis (African clawed frog)
Lineage: Eukaryota; Metazoa; Chordata; Amphibia; Anura; Pipidae
Gene: gsc2.S
Product: goosecoid2 S homeolog
Exons: 3
Coding region: 1398-1988 (196 amino acids)
Biological process (GO): regulation of transcription by RNA polymerase II; regulation of DNA-templated transcription
Cellular component (GO): nucleus
Molecular function (GO): DNA binding; RNA polymerase II cis-regulatory region sequence-specific DNA binding; DNA-binding transcription factor activity, RNA polymerase II-specific
Source: RefSeq, a predicted model, not a curated record
CUAGGCAACCCAUCCAUCCACCUCCUCCAGUGAAACAUGCCUGGUCAUGUGGAGGUAGAAAAAGAGUAAAGAGUGGGGAGCAGGUGGGACUGGAGAUCCUGGACUACAAGAGGUACAUGCCUAGCACACCCCCCCCCAUUGUGGUGCCUAAGCACAUGCUUUUUUUGCCUCCCCCUAGUCCCGGCAAUGUAACUUAAAACAGUUUAUUUUUUGCACAAUUAAAAAGACUUGUAAUUCUAAGCAACUUCAAUAUACAUUAAUUAAAGGUCAAAAAAGGAAUUUAUAAAACAUGUCACCCCUGCAGAGGAAUUCUACCCCUCUCCUAAGAUACAAUACUAACACAAUACUGUUCUGUUUGCCUUAUUAAAAAUAAAUAAAUCAUUGAAUAGAGCGGUGUAGCUACCUUGCUCUUACAGUCUCUUUAAAAAUGUUCACUUGUUUUUAAAAUUAUUUGUAAAUGCAGUGGCAUUCGUUUGUUUAUCCAAGAGUCUAAACUCUUGAAACAAUGUAGCAAAUUUCAGUUCUUCAUAAGGUUAAUCAGCUGGGUUCUCCUACAUUGUUUCAGCCAGACAGGUAGUAUUUUCAAUACUAAUUACAUUUACAACUGACUUUAAAACCAAUGACAAUUUUUAAUCAAUGGAUAUCGGUAAUUGACUUAGAAUUACAUGUGUUAUGUGGUUGGAGAUCCCCAUUAAGUCAAGUGAAAUUGCCUUUAAUAAGAAAAAAAAUUCUAUUUUAUGAAAACCAUUGUAACAGCCAUCUUGUUUUGAUGGUUCAGUCGCUCAUGUGAGCUGAAUGGAGUUCAGUUCUAUAUUAAUGUGUCUAAUAUGACAGCCUUGCCUGAUUGCACAGGUAUUUCAACACAAAAGUAUGAAGGGAUAAUUGUUCUCUGUAAUCCCUUUCUGUUGUAUAGAAACGAUUCUGAUAUCAGCCCAUUCCCUCCACAUACAAUGCCCAUCAAACAAUCAGCCUGGAACUCCAGAUGCAGGGAACAGAUUUUUUUUUUUUACUCAGUCUCCGCUCGGAUUAACAAGAUCUCAGAUUCACAACUCACUGCAAACAAAACCAGCUGAGAUUAGAAGGCCAGUUAUCGUAUUCAUGGGGUUUAGCAUUUCUGUACGGGGGAUUAUGGAAGCUCUUUUCUCUCUCUCUGCCAUAAAAUGGUCUGAGUUUUAAAGCAGCAGCUUUAGUGGAAUGAGGAAAAGGUAUUUAAAAUACAGAAAACUUCCAGUAUAAAGAAAUGAAAGGAAAAUGCUUUAAGCUGAAAGUAUUAAGGUAAAAGGGGUCUCUGUGUGAGCGACACUGAUAUGCUGUUUUAUAAGGCCAUCCAUCCAAGGAGGAGCGGUACAGAGAGUGUGGAGAUAAACUAGCUUGAUCAACACAGUUGCACCAACAGUAUGUCAUCUAAUGGGGACAGUGUUAAAAAGAAGAUGAGCCCUUUCUCAAUUGAAAGCAUUCUUUCUCUCCCAUCACAAAUGACUAGUGCUCUCCAACAGGAGUCUGGGUUGACAAGAAAGAUGCAGAGCCCAAAGGAUUUCUUGGUAGUCACCUCUCAAGAUGAAGUUUUGGUAACAGCUUGUAACUGCUGCUGCUGCUCCCAUUCCAUCCAUUUCACUCAGGAUUCCUCGUGGGUUGCCUCCAGGAUACAUUGGCCUCUACACAUGGUACAUGCUAAUCAUGGAGAUGCUGAUGCUGUGGUAACAGUGGAACCCCCAACACUCCUUUCAUUGCCUCACACACAGAGGCGAACACGGCGUCACCGCACCAUCUUCACAGAAGAACAACUACAAGCUUUGGAAGAAACUUUUCACCACAACCAGUAUCCUGAUGUCAUUGCUAGAGAACAGCUAGCAGGCAGGAUCCAGCUCAAAGAGGAGAGGGUGGAGGUAUGGUUCAAGAACCGAAGAGCUAAGUGGAGAAGACAAAAGAGAGGAGCAGCUUCAGUGAUUUUCCUUCAAGCAGCAAAAAAAGUAGUUGAAACCUGUUAGUAUACCAACAGCACACAUCCAUUUACAACCCAUAAAAUACCUCUGCUCGGUGUAUAACCCCUUUUGAUAGGAGUGCAUAACAGGAGAAAAAAAAUCUUAUUAUAUUUUUGCAAGUGAGUUAUGUAGAGACCAGGUGUGCGCACAGUACUUAAUGCCGCUGCAAUCCUCAAUGAAGUUUCAUACUCUCUGAUGAUCUCUGUAUAAUGGAACAGAGUUUGGGACUAACCCCUUCUUCAGAGAGGAAAACCAAAGCUGAAGGGGCCACAUUAAAUAUUAAUACAAUUGAAAUGAUAGAUUUUUGCUUUAGGACCACUUUGGUAGGACUUUGCAAAAGGUGAAUGUCCCCUUUAAUCUAUAAAUGUAGUUAUUUGUAUAGGGGCAGUUGUAGGGUAUUGUGUGGCUUUUAAAGGGGAACUAUCUUGAAAAUUAAAAAUAAAUACAACUUUCAUUCCACCGAAAUAAGAAUCUUUCUAAAUAUAUUAAUUUAAAAAUGUUGUACCAUUUCUAAAAUAAUAAAGCUACUCUUCACUAGGGAUGUGCCAAAUGCAGGAUUCGGUUUGGGAUUCGGCCUUUUUCAGCAGGAUUCAAAUCCGAAUUCUAAUUUGCAUAUGCAAAUUAGGGGCAGGAGGGAAAUCGUGUGACUUUUUGUCAAGGAAGUAAAAAAUGUUUUCCCCUUCCCAGCCCAAAUUUGCAUAUGCAAAUUUGGAUUUGGUUCGGUAUUUGGCCUAAUCUUUCAUGAAGGAGGCUUUACUUGGUAGUGACCUUUAUGCCUACAAAACAGGAAUUAAAAAGGAGCACCUGCUUUAAGGCCUCUGGAAGAAACAUCAAAUAGGUUAGUGAACAACAAGUUGCUCUUGAGCCACAUGCCUGGAGUACACCAUUACCUUAAUACAAUAUCCUCUGCCUUCUGCCCCAUCUAUCUGCAUGUACUGAUGUGCAGGGGACCUACUAGUUAGCACACACAGAGUAAACUUAGGUUGGCAAUAGACAUGCAGAUUUCAUUCUUUGAGUGACGAGCACUUGUUCGUGUCCGUUUGCAGAUCUACAACUAACCAUUCAGAUUCAAUAACUAGGAAAAUUAACAUAUCAAAUGAUGUUCUGGCCAUUAAUUGACAGCCAGCAUUUGUACAAAAGGUAUGUCCAACAAAUAGUAGUGGCAAUCGCCCAUUGAUAUCAUCAGAUAAGCAAUACCAGCAGAGAUCUUAUCGGUAGCUGAAAUAAAUAUCUUAACCUGUCAGAUCGACUAAACAACCAAUCCCCAUUUUGGAAAAAAGGUUGGGACAUUCCACACAUGAUCAGAAAAUCUAUAUCUUUGCAUCUAUGGCCAGCUUUAGUCACAAAAACAUUGAAGUAUGCAUUUUCACACAGAAAUUUGCUGUGUGAGUGCUAAAAAACAGAUCCUAUUCCAUGCCAGUGCACACAAAAAUAGAGGGCAUAGAAGGUAGUGAGUCAGCUACCCAUGUGCCAUUAGCCAUACCAAGCAGUGCUGCUUUUGUACUCAUUUUAAUAAUGUGCCAGUAUCCUUUUAAUUAAUCAAUACAACAUGUGAUUAGGGAAUAUUCCAUUAUGUAGGUCUUCAUUAGUUUUGUUCAUACUCUGUUUUGGGUUGGAAGUAGGUUUGCCGCCUUUCAACUCAUCGAAAUUUGGGUGGGGCAUGUGAUAAUUUAUGGGCAGUGUAGUGGCGUCAGGGUGGCUUUUAAUAUUUUGUAUGGAGAAUAUCUACUCAACACUGAAUUUCUUAUACCCAGUCAUGAUGGAGAAACAAACAGUGCAAUAAACAUAU